GAUAUUUUGGCCGGAAAACUCCGAUGAGUCUCCUAGGAUACAAUGGUUUAGUUCGGUCCAUUUUCUUCUAGUGCUAGGCGGCGGUCUUCAUUCUGGCCCAGUCCAGUAUACAAGCUCUAAACAUAAGCGCGCUGCAGAGAGCAAUGCUACUCAGCUUUCAGGCACAGAAAAAUCUGACAAACACUACACGCCCCACCUUCUUUCCGGGUUUUGAUUGACCCACCUCUCUCUCUCUGGGAAUCAUGGACUCCUCAAAUAGAGGUACUUCUAUUAUUUCCACCCUCUUUUUUUUGGUUGUAAAUACCUGUUAACUUUGUCAUAUAUAGCCCGCAGUAAAUUUAGUUUUUCUCGAGCAUAAUUUCUUCUUCAUCAAGAAUGGUGUUCUGGGUUGUCUUUAUUUUUAGUUUUUGAGCUAAAAAAACUGGUUUUUGAGAAGCUUCAAUGGUGGAAUAGCGUUGGUUUCACUGACCCCAAAGAGUUGGGAUGAGGCAGUUUGUGGUAUUGCUUGAAAAAACUCGAAUUGGGGGUUGAUGGGUAUUUGCUCAUGUUCAAGGAUAUUUUUAGCUGAGUCGUGUCUACUUCGGAACCAAGUCAUUCUCCGGGAAAAAUGCCUUGUUAGAGCUUAUUAUGCUGCUGCUUCUGCAAUUUUUUCAGAAGACCAUAUGUUCGAGGAAAAUCCUAAAAUUGAAACUAAUAUAAUUGAUAAAGUUAAUGUGCCGAGAAACAGGUCGCGUAUCCGGAAAAAGCCCAAACUAUUUCCCUUAGUUGGCAGAGUUUUCAAGUCUUUGAAUUGGAUAGUUGCCAGAGAAAUAAGAUUUUCAACGGCCGUGAGAAAGUAUGGAUUUUCUCAUUCAAUCGAUGCAUUUAGAAUUAUUGUUCAUAUAUUCGCAUUAGCUAGGAUGCAGAUGGAAGUUCAUGCUUUGCUUAGAGAUAUCAUUGGAUAUUACAAUGAAGUUGGUUAUGAUGCGUUUGAAUUGUUCCCAACUUUGCUGGAUUCAUCUCAGCAUGUGGUGAGAUCGAUUGUUGUAUUUGAUGUACUCAUAAAAGUUUUUGCGGCCAAUUCAAUGCUUGAGAAUGCUGUGGAUGUGUUUAUGCGGGCUAAGAGUGUUGGGCUUAAACCAGAUAUUUUUUCGAGUAAUUUCUUAUUGAAGUGUUUGGUGGAAGAAAAUAAAGUGGAAUUUGUUAGAAGUUUAUUUGAAGAUUUAAAAAACUCUGGACCAUCACCUAAUGUUUACACCUACACAAUUAUGAUUAACUUUUACUGUAAAGGGCAUCUUUGUCAGGAUGUAGAUAUUGGACAAGCGACUGAGAUUCUCAAAGAGAUGGAGAGGAGUGGGGAAAACCCAACUGUUGUGACAUACGGUACAUAUAUCCAUGGACUUUGUAAAGUUGGUUGUGUCGAGUUUGCCUUGGAAUACAUCCGGAAUUUGAGAUGGAGAAACGAGCCUGUAAAUAACUAUUGUUAUAAUGCUAUUAUAUAUGGGUUUAGCCAAAAAGGUGAAGUAUAUGAAGCUUUGAAAGUUUUGGAAGAAAUGAAGAGCUUUGGAAUAUCACCAGAUGUUUACAGUUACAGCAUUUUGAUUGAUGGGUUUUGCAGGAAGGGGGAUAUUGAGAAAGGUCUUAAUUUGAUUGAAGAAAUGGGUCACUAUGAUUUGAGACCGUCCCUAGUUAGCUAUAGUUCACUCUUCUAUGGUCUAUGUAAGGGCGGACUGAUGAACAUCACACUAGACAUGUUCCAUAAUCUUGGGGCUGCUGGUUAUAGAUAUGAUCAUAUUGCUUAUGAAAUCUUAAUCAAUGGGUUUUGUAUGCAGGGCGAUAUGUAUUCUGCCUGUAUACUUUUGGAGGAGAUGAUCAGCAAUAAUUUGGUUCCUGAUGCUUUCAAUUUCCACAGCCUGAUUCAUGGGUUCUGCAAGUUGGGCCUCUUAGAUAAGGCCUUGGAAGUUUUCAAUAUCAUGCUACUUCAUGGUGUCUUGCCUAAUACCAUCACUUGCAAUGUUAUAAUUGCUGGAUAUUGCAAGGAAGGGCACUUGGAGGAAGCCUUGAAACUUAUGGAUGAAAUGCAAGACCUAGGCAUUUUCCUUAACUCGUAUACCUAUAAUGCAGUUAUUAACAGGCUGUGCAAGGAAAGAAAAUCAGAAAAAGCUUGGGAACUUUUUCCUCAAAUGCUUAAGAGGAAUGUACUCCCUGGAGUUUUUAAUUAUGGUACGCUGAUGGAUGGUUUUGCCAAACAGUCAAAUUUUAAGAAGGCCUUGAUGUUGUACACAAGAAUGCUAAAAGUUGGGGUCAUGCCUGACACAGUCACGUAUACAAUUCUUAUUAACAUAUUUUGCCAGAAACACAAAAUGCAUGAAGCAUAUAAUUUGUUCAAGGAAAUGACUGAAAAAGGUUUGGUUCCAGAUAAAGUUUCUUACACAUCUUUGAUUGCUGGGUUUAGCGGAACUAAUGACAUGAAGAAGGCUUGGGCAUUGUUCGAUGAGAUGUUGAGGAAAGGCCAUAUGCCCAGUGUUGUAACUUAUACCUGUUUAAUUUAUGGUUUUUGCAAUUUGCAACGCAUGGACAUGGCUAACUUGUUGGUUGAUGAAAUGAAGAGGAACAAAGUGACUCCAGAUGUGGUAACUUACACUGUUCUCAUCACUUGUUACCAUAGACUUGGAAAUACUGAAAGAGCACAUGAGUUAUUUGAUGAAAUGAAGGCAAGUGGUAUUGUUCCAGAUGGUAUUGCUUUGCGCUGGGGCAUAAAAGCUGGUGCAGUUUCCAAAAGCUAGGAAGCUGAGGGAAUGGCGUUGUGAGGACCAGAUGUAUUAGUGAAGCGGAUAAGGCUUAUGACUCGAGGUUUUUGGUGAUUGAAGAGGGAUUUAUUUCUGGAUGAUACAACUUAAGGAGUACACAAUUGGGUUGGUUAUGGAGUUGGAUAACAUUGCAAAAGCCACCUUGGACAGGAGAUGGCGAUGAGAGUGGCUACUCUACUUGACUGUGACCAUAGUUAAUACUUGCCGUUGGGAACCAAUGAUAGGAGGGGCCUAGAUGGAUGGGGAGACUGCAGAUGCUUCCUCAAGCUAGUUUAGCCAAAGCCUGACCCAACCCCACCGAGGACACUAGCGAGACCCAAGCCAAUGCUAUGAGCAAUGCCCAAACUCCUCUAAACUGUCUCUAGAACCUCCAAUAAGGCAA
Messenger RNA from Alnus glutinosa, 3171 nucleotides. Its product is annotated as pentatricopeptide repeat-containing protein At3g22470, mitochondrial-like. The transcript has 4 exons. Bases 531 to 2765 code for a protein of 744 amino acids. Gene Ontology annotation, molecular function: protein binding. Lineage: Eukaryota; Viridiplantae; Streptophyta; Magnoliopsida; Fagales; Betulaceae. The record is from RefSeq and is a predicted model, not a curated record.